UUCUCACAAGCUCUCCAUGACCACAAAACUACCUUUCAUUCUCUCUAUUGUUUUUCUCUCUCUCUCUCUCUCUCUCUCUCUCUCUCUCUCCUGAUUGUGUAUGUGGAGCUAAUUAGACACAAUAUUCUACAAUGGAAGAAGUGGAACUUCAGUCCAAUGACAACUUGGAUAAGAAUGAUUGUCCAAAAAUGAACACGCAGUCGAAUUCGGAUUCAAAUUCAAACUCGAAUGGAAGAAGAAAGGAAAUGGUUUCGUUUUCUGGGCUAUUUUCUGCUGCUGAUAAAUUGGACUAUGUCUUGAUGUUGUUUGGAAGCAUUGGGGCGUGCGUCCAUGGCGCUGCACUUCCGGUAUUCUUUGUAUUGUUUGGUCGCAUGAUUAAUUCUUUAGGACAUUUAUCCGCGAAUCCUCAAAGAUUGUCUUAUGAGGUUUCCAAGCAUGCUCUGUACUUGGUUUAUCUUGGACUUACAGUUUUAGUAUCAGCAUGGAUGGGUGUUGCAUUUUGGAUGCAAACUGGGGAAAGGCAGACAGCUCGUUUGCGAUUGAAGUAUCUCCAGUCAGUGUUAAAGAAGGAUAUUUAUUUUUUCGACACGGAAGCCAGGGAUAAGAAUCUAGUUUUCCACAUCUCAAGUGAUGCAAUACUUGUGCAGGAUGCAAUAGGUGACAAGAUAGGCCAUGGUUUGCGUUAUCUUUCCCAAUUCCUUGUCGGGUUUGCUAUAGGAUUCACUUCAGUAUGGCAGCUUACACUUGUGACCUUGGCGGUUGUUCCAUUGAUAGCCAUUGCUGGAGGAGCAUAUACAGUUACCAUGUCUACCUUAUCAGAAAAAGGUGAGGCUGCUUAUGCUGAAGCUGGGAAGGUUGCGGAAGAGGUUAUUUCACAGGUUCGUACUGUAUACUCUUUUGUGGGAGAGGAGAAAGCGGUUGAAGAAUACUCAAAGUCACUUAAAAAGGCCCUCAAACUGGGGAAGAAGAGUGGUUUUGCAAAAGGAGUUGGUGUUGGCUUUACAUAUGGGCUCCUGUUUUGUGCUUGGGCAUUACUUCUCUGGUAUGCCAGCAUACUUGUCAGACAUGGAGCCACAAAUGGUGGAAAAGCAUUCACAACAAUUAUCAAUGUCAUUUUCAGCGGAUUUGCUCUUGGUCAAGCUGCUCCAAACCUUGCAGCCAUUGCUAAAGGUCGUGCCGCUGCUACAAAUAUCAUGAGCAUGAUUAAAGACGAACUGAACUCUUCUAAAAAUUCUGAUAAGGGGAUGGUGUUGCCAAAAGUGGCUGGGCAAAUUGAAUUCUGGCAUGUUUCUUUUGCUUACCCUUCUCGGCCUAAUAUGAUCUUCGAAGAUCUUAACUUUUCAGUUUGUGCUGGAAAAUCAUUUGCAGUUGUUGGUCCAAGUGGUUCUGGAAAGAGCACAAUUAUUUCCAUGAUUCAAAGGUUCUAUGACCCCACUUCAGGUAAAAUAAUGCUGGAUGGACAUGAUAUGAAGAUUAUUAAGUUGAAAUGGUUGAGAGAACAAAUGGGGUUGGUUAGUCAAGAACCAGCACUGUUUGCCACAACUAUAGCUGGGAACAUUUUGUUUGGCAAAGAAGAUGCAGAUAUGCAUCAAAUAGUUGAAGCUGCCAAAGCUGCAAAUGCUCAUUCUUUUAUUCAAGGCUUACCUGAUGGUUAUCACACUCAGGUGGGUGAAGGGGGGACUCAGCUCUCUGGAGGGCAAAAACAGAGAAUUGCUAUUGCAAGAGCAGUGUUGAGAAACCCAAAGAUAUUACUUCUAGAUGAGGCAACAAGUGCUCUUGAUGCAGAUUCAGAACUCAUUGUUCAGCAAGCAUUGGAUGUAGUCUUGUCUGGUCGGACAACGCUUGUGGUAGCACACAGAUUAUCUACUAUUCGAAAUGUUGACACAAUCAUCGUCCUCAAGAAUGGACAAGUUGUUGAAACUGGAACUCACUCGGAACUGAUAUCCAAAGGUGGAGAAUAUGCUACUCUGGUGAGUUUGCAAGUAUCAGAACAUAUGGAAAACCCAAGUUCAGGGAAUUCCACUGAACCUUCUGGCAAUCCUAGCUCUCAAAAAUUUUCUGACAGUCAAAACUGUGAGCACGAUUUUGAAUCAAUUGCCAAAACUGAGCUGCACCCAAAAGAUGAAAUAUUGUCCUCAUCAUGCGUCGUCCCAACUCCAUCAGUUUGGGAUUUAGUUAAACUAAAUUCACCAGAGUGGCCCUAUGCAGUACUUGGGUCAAUUGGUGCGAUUCUAGCUGGCACAGAAGCUCCUUUGUUUGCACUAGGAAUUACGUAUGUGUUGAAUGCAUUCUAUUCUAAUGAUGAUUUCCAAAUCAAAGAAGAAGUUCGACGUGUUUCUCUAAUUUUUGUUGGAGUAGCUCUUGUUACCAUUCCUAUAUACCUGUUGCAACACUAUUACUAUGCCUUAAUGGGAGAGCGUCUCACAACUCGUGUUCGGUUACUAAUGUUCUCAGCUAUGCUUUCCAACGAGGUUGGCUGGUUUGAUUUGGAUGAGAAUAGUACCGGCUCACUGACUUCAAAGUUAGCAGCCAAUGCAACAUUAGUACGAAGUGCACUUGCCGACCGCCUAUCAACAAUUGUGCAGAAUGUAGCACUCACUGUGACAGCAUUUGUUAUAGCCUUUACAUUAAGUUGGCGCAUAGCAUCUGUUAUCAUCGCUACCUUUCCCCUACUCAUUGGAGCUUCAAUAGCUGAGCAACUAUUUCUUAAAGGAUUUGGAGGAGACUACUCUCGUUCUUAUUCUCGGGCUACUGCUGUUGCACGUGAAUCAAUUGUCAAUAUCCGUACAGUUGCUGCAUUUGGUGCUGAAGAGCGGAUGUCAAUCCAGUUUUCCACCGAGCUAAACCAGCCAAACAAGCAAGCACUUCUGCGAGGCCAUAUAUCAGGUUUUGGUUAUGGUGUGUCUCAGCUCUUUGCAUUCUGCUCCUAUGCACUUGGCCUUUGGUACGCCUCAAUUCUGAUCAAGCAUAACGACUCAAAUUUUGGAGAUAUUAUCAAGUCCUUCAUGGUUCUGAUAAUCACUGCAUUGUCAGUAGCAGAAACACUUGCUCUUGCACCCGACAUUGUAAAAGGUUCACAAGCACUUGGAUCUGUUUUUGAAAUUCUCCACAGGAAAACUGCCAUAAACCCCAACAAUGCCACAUCAAUGGUGGUUACUGACAUCAAGGGAGAUAUAGAAUUCAGGAAUGUGACUUUCAAGUACCCCAUGAGGCCUGACGUCACUGUUCUCGACGACUUAAAUUUAAAAGUUUCAAUAGGAAAGAGUCUGGCAAUAGUGGGGCAAAGCGGUUCAGGGAAGAGUAGUGUGAUAGCACUGAUAAUGAGAUUCUAUGACCCUACUUCAGGCAUAGUUCUGAUUGAUGGAUUUGAUAUUAAGAACCUAAACUUGAGAUCAUUGAGGUUGAAAAUAGGUCUAGUGCAGCAAGAGCCAGCACUGUUCUCUACCACAAUUUAUGAUAAUAUCAAGUAUGGGAAUGCAGGAGCAACAGAGAUUGAGAUAAUGAAGGCAGCCAAGGCUGCAAAUGCUCACGGGUUUAUUAGUAGAAUGCCUGAAGGGUACCAAACUCAAGUUGGGGACAGAGGAGUGCAGUUGUCAGGGGGACAGAAACAGAGGGUGGCUAUUGCUAGAGCAAUACUGAAAGAUCCAUCAAUUCUUCUUUUGGACGAGGCAACGAGUGCAUUGGACACUGCCUCCGAGAAGCAAGUCCAAGAAGCCCUUGAUAAGCUGAUGGAAGGCCGAACAACUAUUCUGGUAGCGCACAGGUUGUCAACUAUACGUGAUGCAGACAGCAUCGCCGUGUUGCAACAUGGAAAGGUGGUUGAAAGUGGCAGCCAUGAACAGCUCAUCAGCAGAUCAGAGAGUAUUUAUAAGCAGUUAGUUAGCCUACAACAGGACCAAAGCAUACAAGUUCUCUAGCAAUUGGCUGUCCAGGAGAAAUUGGAUAAUACAAGCAAGGAAGAUUUGAGGCCUAACAAGAUACAUUGAUGCUUCUAAACAUGAAGUUUAUUUAUCUGUUAUCAUAUCUAUACUAAAUAUAGAAGAAGAUGUACAGCUAAAUAUGCUUAUAAACACUCACUGUUGCAAAGGCCAUAUGAAAAUUCAAUGGCUUCCAACGAGCUUUGGUCAUCUUCUCCAUUCUACCUCACUCUUAUACUACAACUUGACACUCAAACUCGAUGUUUUAGCCCGAUUUACCAAUCACAAUUCAAAAUUUUCAGAAUGAGUUGAGCUCAAAUUAAUUAGUUAGGAUUGAAUGUGGAGUUGAGUCAAAUUAUGGGAGUUACCCCAAGUUAAGCCUCUAAGUCACACCAGUAUCCCACUUGUAUUUUUAAUUUUUAAAUUUUUUAUGGAAAUUAUUGGCCAUAUAUUUUGGUUUUAAAAUCGUA
Cornus florida is the source of this 4387-nucleotide messenger RNA. RefSeq names its product ABC transporter B family member 13-like. Gene Ontology annotation, biological process: transmembrane transport. Gene Ontology annotation, cellular component: membrane. Bases 132 to 3917 code for a protein of 1261 amino acids. The transcript has 10 exons. The record is from RefSeq and is a predicted model, not a curated record. Lineage: Eukaryota; Viridiplantae; Streptophyta; Magnoliopsida; Cornales; Cornaceae. Gene Ontology annotation, molecular function: ATP hydrolysis activity; ATP binding; ABC-type transporter activity.